Messenger RNA from Acanthopagrus latus (yellowfin seabream), 1158 nucleotides. RefSeq names its product leukocyte elastase inhibitor-like. The record is from RefSeq and is a predicted model, not a curated record. Gene Ontology annotation, molecular function: serine-type endopeptidase inhibitor activity. The transcript is spliced from 8 exons. Gene Ontology annotation, biological process: negative regulation of endopeptidase activity. Bases 1 to 1158 code for a protein of 385 amino acids. NCBI's taxonomy places the organism in Eukaryota, Metazoa, Chordata, Actinopteri, Spariformes, Sparidae.
AUGGCGUCACCAACCCCUCUGUCCAAGGCCAACACCACCUUCGCUCUGGCUUUGCUCAAGAAGCUGAGUGAUAACGACAAGACUGGAAAUGUCUUCUACUCCCCUUUCAGCAUCUCUUCAGCCCUGGCUAUGGUGAUGAUGGGGGCCAGAGGCAACACUGCCACACAGAUGUCAGAGUGCCUGAAACUUCAAAACAGUCAACUUGAUGUCCACGAUAAAUUUGCCAAACUGCUGAGCGAUCUCAACAAGGCGAACACUCCGUACGCCCUCUGUGUGGCCAACAGGCUGUAUGGGGAGCAGUCCUACAUGUUUGUUAAGGAUUUCUUAGCAGAAACCAAAAAGCACUACAGCGCUGAGCUGGAGUCUGUCGACUUCAUAACCAAUGCUGAGGAGGCCAGGGUCAACAUCAACAGCUGGGUGGAGAAGCAGACGCAAGAUAAAAUCAAGAACUUGUUGGCUGAGGGUGUUGUGGAUAACGCGACCAAGAUGGUACUCGUCAAUGCCAUCUACUUCAAAGGCACCUGGGACAAACAGUUCAAGGAGGAAAAAACAUAUGAUGCUCAGUUUAACUUGAACAAGAAUGACACGAAGCCGGUGAAGAUGAUGAGACAGAAAAGUAGAUAUCGUCUCUUGAAGAUUGAUGAUCCUGACAUCAACUGUAAGAUCCUAGAGAUGCCCUACAAAGGGAACGACCUCAGCAUGCUCAUCCUCCUGCCUAACGAGAUAGAGGAUGACACCACAGGCCUGGAGAAGCUGGAGAAGGCGCUGACCUAUGAGAAAUUCAAUGAGUGGACUAAUCCAGCCAUGAUGACGAACGAUGAGGUGGAGGUGAGCCUGCCUCGAUUCAAGAUGGAGGAGAAGUAUGACCUGAACGAUGUCCUGAUCAGCAUGGGCAUGAAGGAUGCUUUUAAUGUUGGAAUGAGUGACUUCUCCGGCAUGUCUCCUGCCAACGACCUGUUCCUGUCAAAAGUCGUCCACAAGGCCUUCGUGGAGGUCAAUGAGAGGGGAACCGAGGCUGCUGCUGCCACUGGUAUUGUCUGUACCUUGCAGUGUUUCAGGAUUACUCCCACCUUCAAAGCAGACCACCCCUUCCUCUUCUUCAUCCGACAUAAUGACUCCAAGAGCAUUCUCUUCGCUGGACGGUUCUGCUCCCCUUAG